Ostrea edulis (European flat oyster) is the source of this 3064-nucleotide messenger RNA. RefSeq names its product heat shock 70 kDa protein 12A-like. Gene Ontology annotation, molecular function: ATP-dependent protein folding chaperone; ATP binding. Lineage: Eukaryota; Metazoa; Mollusca; Bivalvia; Ostreida; Ostreidae. The record is from RefSeq and is a predicted model, not a curated record. The transcript has 5 exons. Bases 406 to 2166 code for a protein of 586 amino acids.
UACCAAGAACCAUACAGUUCAUAGGUUUAACGUUUGUACAUAGAAUAGAUAAACAUAAAUAUGAACAAAAGUUAUGCAUAAAGUUAACAUAAUGAAGGAUAGGUAAAUUGAAAAAUCUGUUUUAAACUUUUACGAGUAUAUUUAAUUAUGUAAGCAAAAACAUGACUCUCGUGAGCCCUGUUUCAUAACAAAGAAUCAAAUAAAUGUGAGCUCUGUAUCUCAUCUAACUCAACAACUGACAUUCAAAAUUUUGUUUACCAUUAUAAAUACUUAAGUUAAGUAUUGUAAACAUUAAAAAUGGAAAAAAUAAAAUAUCCAUAUUUUCACCUCAAAUCUUGUCCAUGCCCCUUUGAAGAUUAAAUUCCUGGAUUCAUCCACCGAGGAUUAAAGGCCUGUGAAUUCUAUAUGAUCAUGAGUUUCUCGACGCCAGUUUUGGUGGCUGCCAUUGACUUUGGUACAACAUAUUCUGGAUACGCAUUUUCAUUUCGCCAUGAAUUCGAUAAAGAUCCAUUAAAGAUCAACGCCUGCAACUGGAUUGCUGGGUCUCAGGCCCUGGUUUCUCUUAAAACACCGUCUGUUGUUCUGCUGAAGCCAAACAAAACUUUCCAUGCUUUUGGAUACGAAGCAGAAAACAAAUAUGCCUCGCUUGCAGAAGACAAUGAGCACGAGGGAUGGCUCUACUUCAAACGCUUCAAGAUGACUCUCCAUCAAAAUAAAAGUCUACGACGAACCACGUCAAUAAAAGAUGUGAAUGGUAACGAGAUGCCAGCCAUGACAAUCUUUACGAUGGCCAUCAAAUAUCUUAAGGAUCAUCUGAUGGGAACAUUGAAAAGUCGUGUGGCUGAAUUUACAGAGGACCUCAUUCUCUGGGUACUGACUGUUCCCGCCAUUUGGGACGAAGGCGCCAAACAAUUCAUGACGGAGGCAGCAGCAGACGCUGGUAUCCUGACAAAACAACUGCUGUUGGCUUUGGAGCCAGAAGCCGCGUCCAUUUACUGCAACCACGUGCCUGUGGAAGUGAUGUCGUAUAAUAAAGGAAGAACUGGAGCUUACGCAUUCGAACCCGGGACGCAAUACAUGGUGUUGGAUUUGGGAGGAGGAACAGCUGACAUCACAGUCCAUGAAGUGCAAUCGAACCAGAAACUUCGAGAAGUCCAUCAUGCAACUGGUGGAGCGUGGGGAGGAACCAAAGUGGACGACGCGUUUUAUCAGUUCUUGGCGAAGCUCUUUGGAAAUGAUGUCCUGUCAACGUUGAAGGAUGAAAACAUGGAUGAUUAUAUUACACUCUUCCGUGAUUUUGAAACGAAGAAGCGCACUAUCAAGCCCAAUUUAGAAGAUAAAGUAACCAUAACAUUACCAUUUCGUCUGCUGGAGAUAUUUAAGGAGCAGUCAGAAGAAACACUGGCAGAAGCACUGCCACAGACAAGGUACGCAAAGACAGUGGAAUUCAAAGCAGGAAAACUUCGAGUGCAUCCCGAAAUUUUCAAAGAAUUUUUCAAUCAUACACUGCAAGGAAUCAUUCAACAUAUCACAGAAAUCAUGCAGUCCUUUCAAGGGGAGUCUGUAUCGAAAAUUCUUCUCGUAGGCGGUUUUUCUGAAUCGCCAAUGGUGUUGAAGGCAAUACGGGAAUUAUUUCCCAAUAAGAAAGUUAUUGCCCCUGCCGAUCCAGGAUUAGCAGUCCUGAAAGGAGCUGUAUUAUUUGGUCAUACUCCUAGCAUCAUCUCCUCUAGAAUCAGUCUCUGUACUAUCGGACUGGAAGUAAAUGUACAAUUUAUUGAAGGGUUGCAUCCUAAUAAAUACAAAAUUAAGAAACCAGACGGACAAACAAUGUGUCAGCACAUUUUUGAAGCUUUGGUGCAAAAAGGUGAAGAUGUUCCUUUUGGCCAUAAGAUAGAAAACACGUACAGUCCUUCGGAAGAGGACGCGGUCACAGGUAUCGGUAUAUAUAAAUCAACAUCAGAGAAUCCCACUUAUACCACCGACAAAAACUGUACAAAACUUGGCACCAUUGUGCUUCGUAGACCAAAUGGAGGUUGGUCAGAAGAUGCACAGAUUCAUGUUGUCGUGGAGUUUGGAAGCACUCGGUUCAGCGUGGCCAUGACAGACGAUUGUCUCGAUGAGACGUACAGAGAUUCCUAUGAUUUUCUUAGAAAGCAGAACCAGUGAUCAGCAGUGAUAUAAUCCUGUACAUAAUGAUACUCUCAUCAAACUUCAUUUUCAUGAAUUUACAUAUCCUCAUCUGCCAAUGAAAGUCAGGUUUGGAAACUUAAAACUUUGGGUUGUCAAAAGUAUGGGAUUUUGUUUAGUGUUACUUCUUAUUCACUUUUAAUGAUCAAAAUCUAUACUGUCUAAUGUGUUUAAAAGAGUUCACAUAAAAAUUAAGGUUAUACAUUAUCACAGAAGCUCAUUUUAGAGAGUUUAUUAUUUGUUUUGUAAACAAAGAUUGCGGUAUGUUAUUGUUUAUGAAAUUUUCAAAAGAAAUGGAUAUCGAUCUAAGUUUAUUAUAUCUUUCAGAUUUCGAGCAUGUUUGGGGUAAAUGUAUCAUCUAAAAGUUAAAAUUUGUGACUAUACAAAAUUAAGAUGCUUUAUAUUACAAAAUCAAUAUUUUACUUGUUUUUGUAUACAUAAAAAGACUCGAGUCUUUGUUUAAAUAACACAGCUUUAAGGCUAAAAUAUUGCUUUAAUUCUUGCAUUCAGAAGGUCAAAAUUUUGGCUGUCAAUAUCAAAUGAGUUAUAAUUUUAAUGUUUACCAUCAAAAAUGAAAAAUAUUUUUAUCAAAAAUCGUGAACCAGUCCCUUUAACUGUAAAUAAAAUCUUGAUUCUCACUUCUUGCUACUGUAAAUAAUGAAAAUGUGCAACAGACACAUCUAUAUAAAUACAUGUAUAUAAUGUUUGUCCUUUACUCUGUAUGAGAUAUGUACAUGUACAUGUAGUUUAUUACCGGCUGCCAGUAGGCUGUCUGUUAUAUGAUGUACAAGUUAUAAAAGACUACGUGUUUGUGUGGGAAUAUGUACAUUUAAAAAAGAUUGAAAUAUAACUUUUAUAAUAAAUAUUUUUAAUAGUA